CCUCUGGCGCUGAGGAGACCUGUUUUUGAUCUAACAGGAGAAACCCGGUGGUCUGAGGUUCGUUCUGCGCAUGCGCUGUGCUGAAACCGGCCACGGGUGAGGCUCCGCCCCUGUCGGGUCUCCGUCUGCGCAGACGUGCGCCGCUUUGACGCUCCUGAGACUUGCUGCUGACCUGCGUCCCGGCGGCCGGCGAGUGUUUCUGUGCGGAGUGAGUGUGCGUGCGUGCGUGUGAGUGAGUGUGAGUGCGAGUGUGAGUGAGCUGGGGAGUGUGAGUGUGAGUCAGAGUGUUGGUGAGCCGCAGAUCGGCGUGUUUUCGCUGGGUUCGCGUUUGCACGCUGUGGCGACGCGGAGCGGCCCUGGCUGAGCGGCUGCUCUGCGCUCCGCUUCCAGCAGGUUCCGGAAACAUCGCCCGACUCCUCGGCAGGUGUGGCCCGGCCGCGGUGAGCGGCUGUUGGAGCCAGGUCGGGGCGUGUUGGGGGGGAUCAUGAGCGGGCAGGCGGGGGCAAGAGGGCGGCGGGGAGGCCGGGUGGAGCAGGGCAUGGACUCGGCCUGCUGGCUGUCUCCCGCAGUCCUGCGGCGGCUCAUCGAGCUGCCCGCCCCGGUGCUGUCCCGGCACCAGCUGAAGCGUCUGGAGGAGCACCGCUACAGCAGCGCCGGCAGAUCCCUGCUGGAGCCCAUCAUGCAGCGCUACUGGGAGUGGCUGGUGUGCCACAUGCCCGUAUGGAUCGCUCCCAACCUUAUCACCGUCGUCGGCCUGGCAACCAACAUCUUCACCACACUGGUGCUGGUGUACUACUGCCCCACGGCCACUGAACAGGCUCCGCUGUGGGCGUACCUGAUGUGUGCGGUUGGCCUGUUCAUCUAUCAGUCUCUGGACGCCAUAGACGGGAAGCAGGCGAGGCGCACUAACAGCAGCUCACCACUGGGGGAGCUGUUCGACCACGGCUGUGACUCGCUCUCCACAGUCUUCGUGGUUCUGGGCACCAGUAUUGCAGUCCAGUUGGGGACGAAUCCAGACUGGAUGUUCUUCUGCUGUUUUGCGGGGAUGUUUAUGUUCUACUGUGCGCACUGGCAGACCUACGUCUCCGGGACGCUGCGCUUCGGCAUAUUUGACAUCACCGAGCUGCAGCUCAGUCUGGCUCUGCUGCACACCUUCACCGCCACAGUCGGGCCCACGUUUUGGAACCUAACGAUCCCAGUAUUAAACAUCCAAAUGAAAAUAGUCCCGGCGCUCUGCACGUUUGUCGGCGCCGUUAUUUCCUGCACAAAUUACUUCAGAGUCAUAUUCACAGGAGGAGUCGGCAAAAACGGAUCCACAAUAGCGGGAACGAGUGUUUUAUCUCCGGUCCUGCACAUAGGCUCCGUUAUAGUGCUGGCUAUGAUGAUUUAUAAGAAAUCUGCUAUCCAGCUAUUUGAGAAACACCCCUGUCUUUAUAUUCUGGCCUUUGGCUUCGUUUCUGCCAAAAUAACCAACAAAUUAGUGGUUGCUCAUAUGACAAAAAGUGAAAUGCAUCUUCACGAUGUGGCGUUUCUGGGUCCUGGGCUUCUCUUCCUGAAUCAGUAUUUCAACAGUUUUAUUGAUGAGUACCUGGUGCUCUGGAUCGCAUUGGUGCUGUCGUUGUUUGACCUGGUGCGCUACUGUGUGAGCGUAUGUAAUCAGAUCGCGUCGCAUCUUCAUAUCUUCGUCUUUAAAAUCAAACCCCCGACGUUGGGAGCGGCUCAGUGACGGACAGCUGCUGCGCCAACU
Pygocentrus nattereri (red-bellied piranha) is the source of this 1747-nucleotide messenger RNA. It is a transcript of the gene cept1b, whose product is annotated as choline/ethanolamine phosphotransferase 1b. The coding region runs from base 485 to 1726 and encodes 413 amino acids. The transcript has 9 exons. The record is from RefSeq and is a predicted model, not a curated record. Gene Ontology annotation, molecular function: diacylglycerol cholinephosphotransferase activity; ethanolaminephosphotransferase activity. Lineage: Eukaryota; Metazoa; Chordata; Actinopteri; Characiformes; Serrasalmidae. Gene Ontology annotation, cellular component: endoplasmic reticulum membrane; Golgi apparatus. Gene Ontology annotation, biological process: phosphatidylethanolamine biosynthetic process.